AUGAAUUUUGUGGUCGUAAGCUCUGCGAAUAAUUUGGAUCGAUUAAAAAAUGCGGAACACCGUCUAGAAUCUGCUAAAUCUGUUGUCUCUUCGCUUGAAUUAGAAGCAGAACGUAUGCGAUCUGCUGUAAAUAUUCUUCGAUAUCUAAAUUCGGAUGUGAAUCCCUGCGAUGAUUUUUACGAAUUCGUAUGUGGCAAUUACGACGACUGGGACAAAGUGAAGCAACAACCUAAAAGUAUCUUCUCCGGAAUAUCCUCGUUCAUAAACUACCAGAUCAAUCAUUUGAUAAAGUUUACAAAUUUUACGAACAGCAAAUCAAGGCCUGCGGAACUUGUCGGGACUUUAUACAAAAUUUGCAUGGAUCAGAGUAAAAUUGAAAGCCGAGGACUAGAGCCAUUGCGGAAAAUCUUAAAGCGCCUCGAUAGCUGGCCUUUUCUAGAUGCUAAUUCGAGCAAAUCAAAUUUUGAUUGGGUUGAGUUUAUAACAAGAUCAACGAGUAUGGGCUUUGAUGGAGAUUAUUUGUUAGAAUGGAUAAUUUCACCCGUCAGGAAUUCAACGCAAAUUGAAUUAUACUUUUCCAAACCCAGGUUAGAAUUUGAAAAUGAAAUUUUUUCGAAUGGACUAGCUGAUAAAAAUGUCAAAGCUUACUAUGAAUACAUGGUAGAUACUGCAGUUCUACUAGGAAGUAGUCGAACUAAAGCCGAAAGUGAGCUUUUAAGGGUUCUUAAUUUUGAAAAAAAACUUUCAAUGAUGCUAUCUUAUGACGACGAAGAUGACUUCAAUCAAACAAUAACAACAACUGAUGAUCUCAUAAAAACCUGGCCUGGAAUUGAUUGGAACCGAUUGAUAAACGAAACUCUAAAACUCUACGGAAAAUCUGACAGCGAUGUUUUGGUCACAGUUCUAACGCCACUUUACUUUUCAAAGCUCGAAAAAGUACUUUCGAACACAUCAAAAAGAAUUCUCGCCAAUUAUUUGGCGUGGAAAGUUAUAAAGUGGUCUGCACCUUAUCUUAAUGAAGAAAUUCAAAAAUUACACGGUGAUUACAUGACUAAAAUAAAGGAACAUUUCGAAAUUUUACCUCGAUCAGAAGCUUGCAUUGAGACUACCAAUCGGUUUUUGAAUCUAAGUAUCAAUUAUUUGUAUGUUAAAGAGUAUUUCCGCGAUGAUGUGAAAGAAAAUGUUGUCGAAAUGGUUAAAAAUAUCAAGGAUAUGUUGAUAAAUGUACUGGGUGCUGUCGAUUGGCUCGAUGAAGACACCAAAGAACAUGCCGUUAAAAAGGUCAAAGAAAUGAAAAUUUUAAUCGGUUACCCCAAAAAAAUAUUAAAUGGAGAAAAACUUAAGGAGUAUUAUCAGAAUCUUGAUGUUGAUGUGGAUGAUGACUUUAUUGGAAGCGUUUUGAGUUUGAAGUUGUUUGAGAAGGGGAAAAAUUUUGAUCUUAAGAUGAAUAAGUUAGAUCUUUUGGAAGAGCUAGCUAAUUUUUACUCUCCGUUGUUUGUUAAUGCGUAUUACAUGCCGGACUUUAAUCUAAUUGCAAUACCAACUGGAAUAUUACAGUACGUAUUCUACAACAACAUUCGCCCCAAUUACAUAAAUUACGGUAAAAUUGGUUCAAUAAUUGGCCACGAGAUAACGCAUGGAUUUGACAACAGGGGAAGAAAGUUUGACAAAAACGGAAACUUUUCUGACUGGUGGUCUGCUUACACAAAUAAUACAUACAACAAAAAAACAACCUGCUUCGUUAAUCAGUACAAUAAUUACACUUCACAAUCUCAAUCCAAGGUUGACGGCAAGCUAACAUUGAACGAAAACAUCGCCGACAUCAUCGGCAUAAGAAUGGCGUACUUGGCAUAUCAAAAAUGGGUCUCCAAGAAUGGCGAAGAAAUGUCUCUUCCUGAAUUACAGUACACGCCCAAUCAAUUAUUUUGGAUAUAUUUUGCCAACACUUGGUGUAAAAGCAAACAAAAACAUGGCCGCUGGGAUUCCCUCGACCCACAUGCGCCAUCUGAUGUUCGCGUCAUUGGAACGCUCUCUAACGUUCCGGAAUUUUCUGCAGAUUUUGAAUGUCCGAUUGGCUCGAAUAUGAAUCCUAUAAAAAAGUGUACUAUUUGGUAG
Molecule: messenger RNA, 2115 nt
Organism: Cotesia congregata
Lineage: Eukaryota; Metazoa; Arthropoda; Insecta; Hymenoptera; Braconidae
Source: the annotation of a GenBank genome assembly